UGAUUAGUCACUUUUUGCUUCCCCUCGGAAUGUCCCCCGCAUGCCCGUUAGAUUAACAGCCAAUUCGUUGCCGCUGCCUACUUGCUUUUGCUUCAGCCCUGUCAUCAUUCCAGUUUUGAGGCUCGAUGGGAUCCUUGGCCCGCUAUUCUCUUCGAUCCUUGUUUCCUCUAAGGCCAUCCCUCCCAAUUCCAAGAUUCGCAUACCGUUCCAGGAUCGCCAUGGCUAGCGUAUCAACAGCUUCCAAUGGGAGCAGACCCAGCACGUGGCAGGGUGCCGGUGCAGCUGAGUUUGACCUGAGAAGUGAUACAAUGACCAAGCCAACUCCGGCAAUGCUGGAGGCUAUCUGCCAGACCACACUUCUUGACGAUGUCUUCGGUGAAGAUCCAGUGACAAAUGAUCUUGAAGCUUAUGUGGCAGAGCGCACUCGACAUGAGAGCGCUCUCUUGGUCAUGUCCGGUACAAUGGGCAACCAGGUUGCCAUCCGCACUCACCUAAAGGAGCCUCCGUAUUCUGUCCUUUGCGAUCACCGGUCCCAUAUCAUCUGCUACGAGGCUGGUGGAGUAAGCUCCCUUACGGGCGCCACGGUCAUGCCCAUUAUCCCGAAGAAUGGUGUCCACCUUACUCUGGAGGAUAUCAAGAAACAUGCGGUACUCAGUGAUAACAUCCACUACUGUCCUACGAAGCUCAUCAGUCUUGAGAACACGUUGGAUGGACUGGUUAUGCCACUUUCUGAGGCUCGGCGCAUCACUGAAUGGGCUCAUCAAAAUAACAUCAAGGUCCAUCUGGAUGGUGCGAGACUUUGGGAAGCAGUGGUGUCCGGUGCCGGUAGUUUGCCUGACUACACUACUUUGUUCGACAGCGUAAGCCUAUGUUUCUCGAAGGGCCUAGGUGCUCCCAUUGGAAGUAUUAUUGUUGGCUCGAGCGAGUUUAUCAAGAAAGCUCGAUGGUUUCGCAAGUCCAUCGGUGGUGGUGUCCGUCAAGCUGGAGUCAUCUCUGCGGCGGCCCGUGUCGCAGUUGAGGAGACAUUUGGACCCGACCCCAACGGACAGCAAGGGAAGCUUCUAGGGUCUCACCAAAGAGCAAAGAAGGUUGCCGAUAUGUGGACUAGCCGUGGAGGCAAGCUAUCCCACCCCGUAGAGACCAACAUGGUGUGGUUGGACGUUGAGGGGUCGGGAUUGGGGCCUGAUGAUCUGGCCGAGAUUGGACGUGAAAAGGGUUUGAAGCUUGGGGGUAGUCGCAUCGUCGUCCACUACCAGGUAUCCGAGGAGUCCCUCUCUCGACUCGAGCAGGUGUUUGAGGCAGCUUUGAGCAAGAAAGUUUAAGCGUAGUACUGACUGAAGUGAAUUACAAGGAAGUCGUUGGAUAAUCGCACUAGUGGGUAUAGGAUAGAACGAUCUGAAUCGCUAGGAAGUAAAUCGAUCUGAAGUCGAGUGUCACGCGUUGGAUCCACG
This is a messenger RNA of Aspergillus neoniger CBS 115656, 1451 nucleotides long. Its product is annotated as threonine aldolase GLY1. Gene Ontology annotation, biological process: L-threonine catabolic process; glycine biosynthetic process. Bases 219 to 1322 code for a protein of 367 amino acids. Gene Ontology annotation, molecular function: L-allo-threonine aldolase activity. Gene Ontology annotation, cellular component: cytosol. NCBI's taxonomy places the organism in Eukaryota, Fungi, Ascomycota, Eurotiomycetes, Eurotiales, Aspergillaceae. The record is from RefSeq and is a predicted model, not a curated record. The transcript has 3 exons.